CAGACAUCUGCUGUGAACAGACGUCCGACUCAGAGCUCUCUUAUCACACAAAUACACAGACGAAAUCAUGUCUUCCAAGAUGGUCAUCAGGCAGCCUCAGCCUGUGAUGAUCCGAGAAUCUGAUGAGUGGGGAUCUGGGAUAUGUGAUUGCUGUGACGAUGUGCCAGAGUGUUGUUUUGCUUUCUGGUGCUGUCCCUGCUUUGCCUGUAUAACUACCAAGAAGUACGGCCAGUGUCUUUGUCUCCCCCUGCUGGAGAUCUUUGGCGGCUGCAUCCCUCCCAUCACCAUGUCCAUGCGGGUCUCCAUGCGGCAGCGUUAUGGCAUCAAAGACACCAUGUGUAGGGACUGUGCGUUUGCAACCUUCUGUACGUCCUGCAGCUGGUGUCAAAUGUCCAGAGAGCUGAAGAGAAGAGACAUUCAAGUCGUUCUAGUCAGCGCCAAGAACACAUGACUGCCCUCGCCUCACUCAUCACCAGCACCACGGCUGUCACGUUUGUAAGACACAAUCUGCUUCACCUGCUACUUCCACACGGACUGAUUGAUUAAAAAACACAUCACUGAAAGACUGAAAAACGUCAACAAAGUUACCACUGGUCAUAUGCAGCAGCAACUUUUCACUGGUGUAUAGGUUGUUCUUCAUGAGCAUUUAUUAACCAUGAAUUCCCCCAACCUGGAAUUCAGUUUAUCAGUGUAUUUCAUAGUUUAAGAUGUAAUUUCCGUGUACCAUGUUUAAUUUUUAGUUUAUUAUUUGCCAACCUGCUUCAUUAAUGGAUUCUUC
This is a messenger RNA of Plectropomus leopardus (leopard coralgrouper), 778 nucleotides long. RefSeq names its product cornifelin homolog B-like. The record is from RefSeq and is a predicted model, not a curated record. NCBI's taxonomy places the organism in Eukaryota, Metazoa, Chordata, Actinopteri, Perciformes, Serranidae.